AUGCCGUCUGUCGUGAUCGCGAUUACACCACGAGAGAUGGGCAGAGUCCCUGGCAUCCCACAUGGCCUUGUCCACAGCGGUAUCAAGUUUGAGCCCACUAUGGUAGAGAUAGCAAGACCAGCCAUGGAAACAAACGCAAAAGACAAGUACCUACCAUGCCACGGCGGUCUGUUGAUCGGCAUGGAGUCCAGCACCCGGGAUGACUGUAUCGCCGAGUUUGCCAGCAUGUUUGAACAUCAUACCUACGGUCGAAUUGGCCGCAGCCGAGUAUGUGUGUCUAGAACAAAAACGAUUGUCCACCAUAUCCUAUCCAAGACGGCAGGCGAGCUAGCCAGCUCCCUCUCCUACAAUGAAGACGGGAAUAGUGGUAUCCACAGAGUCAAGCAUGGCCCUCCCGAGCUUGAUAAGAUUUUUGUUCUUUUGGAGACAUGCAGCAGCUCGUUUGAUAUUAGCCGUGUUGUGGGAGAGUCUGAUUCGCACCUCGUGAACGCUGUUUCGGUUGACGGCAGCUCCCUUGCCGGCAUUGAACUCGGGAAGUCUUCUAACUCUGCCACAACCUCAGUCGCUACGUCUAUGGCUCUGGAGCCCAUUUUCCUUAAGAUUACAUUCCGCAAGGUCCAUCGAGCCGAAGAAGAGGUUGAGAUUUACUUUGAGAACACUACGUAUUACCGGCCUCACUUCCCUCAGCCUGCAUCUACAGAAGAAUGCUGGGGUGCACUCUGCAGACUUGGUGACAUUAGCAACAGCAAGCGCCAAGCAAGAUCACCUUCGACCAAACCUCAUUCGCUGAAUCAAUUCUCCAACAUUGACAAAAUGUACUUCUCCGUGGCUCUCGUCACCAGCAUUGUUGCCUCCGCUAUUGCAAUUCCCGCCAGCUCUGCCCGCAUGUAUACCGUUGACACCGUCGCCAACGAACUCGCCUGUGUGGCUUAUGACGAUAUGGCAUGUGCCAGACUUGUCUCCAAGCGCUCCGAGGCUGAGCUUGCCAACGAGCUUGCCUGCGUUGUCCGUGGUGACAUGGCUUGUGCCGGCAGCUUCACUGACAAUAUCCCGCGCCUAAGCUCGUCGAGAAACGCGAUCCCAAGAUGGAGCAGCUCGCUAACGAGAUCUUCUGCGUCGCUCGUGGCGACAUCGCCUGUGCCGGUCUCGUCGCCAAGGAUUGAGACACCGCUGGUGUUGUCAACGAGCUCUCUUGCGUUGCCCGUGGCGAUAUGGCCUGCGCUGGUCUUGUUGCCUAGAAGGCUUAACAAUAGAUUCAGCCAGAGAGGGAGCCCAGGCUGUCCACAUGUAUACAACAAUCUGCCGCGGGUGAGGAAGAACCCGCCAUAUGAAUACAUCACACUUCGGUAUGGUCCCAAAGUGAGACCUCAAUAUCAUACUUAA
Colletotrichum godetiae is the source of this 1383-nucleotide messenger RNA. RefSeq lists its product as uncharacterized. The record is from RefSeq and is a predicted model, not a curated record. Lineage: Eukaryota; Fungi; Ascomycota; Sordariomycetes; Glomerellales; Glomerellaceae. The coding region runs from base 1 to 1383 and encodes 460 amino acids. The transcript has 13 exons.